Messenger RNA from Brienomyrus brachyistius, 9985 nucleotides. It is a transcript of the gene tenm4, whose product is annotated as teneurin transmembrane protein 4. Gene Ontology annotation, biological process: heterophilic cell-cell adhesion; signal transduction; neuron development. Gene Ontology annotation, cellular component: membrane; neuron projection. The coding region runs from base 394 to 8961 and encodes 2855 amino acids. Lineage: Eukaryota; Metazoa; Chordata; Actinopteri; Osteoglossiformes; Mormyridae. Gene Ontology annotation, molecular function: protein homodimerization activity; protein heterodimerization activity; cell adhesion molecule binding. The record is from RefSeq and is a predicted model, not a curated record. The transcript is spliced from 33 exons.
GCUUGUGCGGCUCGUCGGAUUCUCACGGCUUGGAUGCUGCGCGCCGCAUCGAGCUGAUUAUUAAUAUUACUAUUAUCGCUGUUAGCCUAUUACAAUCAGCAUCAUCAUCAUUAUUAUUAUUACGGCGGACUGCGGCGUUUUGAAGACCCAGUACUAGUUGGGUUUUAAAGACAUCUCUAAGGUCCGAUUGCGUGCGAAUGCUUCUCCUUUUUCCUGAUGAUACGGCGUUUCUUAACGGCUCUACGGCACAACACGGGAAAGAAAGUGAAAAGGCUGCCCGCGUUUUGCGUGCAAACGGAGGGGACCGACGGACAGGCGCUGGAUGUGUCUGCAGAAUGACUUGCUGGGACUGAUUCGCCAACCUUGGACGCUGAAGCGUGUGACGAGGAAACGAUGGACCCAAACGAGCACAAACUCUUCCGCUCCCUGACGGCGCGCCGGGACCAGGAGCGCCGCUACGGUGACCCCCCGACCGAUGGCGAGGGCUGCAGGCCGCAGCCCAAGUCCUAUAGCUCCAGCGAGACGCUGAAGGCCUUUGACCAAGAUGCCAGGCUGGCCUACGGGGGCCUCGUCAAAGACCUGGUGCACCGGGAGGCAGACGAAUUCAGGAGACAGGGGACGGACUUCUCCCUGCGGGACCUGGGCUUCACAGACGCCAUGCCCCCCCGCGUGAUGGCCUACCGGACGGAGGUGGGCCUGUCUCACCGCGGCUACGCGUUGGGCGCCGGGUCUGACGUCGACACGGAGACAGAGGGCAUGGUGUCACCCGAGCACGCCGUGCGUCUCUGGGGAGGGAGGGGCUCCAAAUCGGGCCGGAGCUCCUGCCUGUCCAGCCGGGCCAACUCCAACCUGACGCUGACGGACACGGAGCAUGAGAACACGGAGAACGGUCCUCCUCUGCCUUGCUCAUCCGCCUCGUCCUCCUCCCCAGUCGAACAGUUCCCCUCUCUCCCUCUCCCCCUCCCAGCCAAUGAGAGCCAGAGAAGGUUGCUAGGUAGCCGUGUGGCUCAGCCAAGCCGGGACACUGACUCCGAAGAUGAGUUUGGCCCCGAUUCGUUCUUAGUUAAAGCGGGCUCAGGAAAGCGGGGCCCUCCUUCCACUGCCUCGGCUGACGAUGGUACAUUCCAGAGCCAUCCACGACUCCGGAGCCCACCGCCCUCCCACUCCCACACGCCCAGUCAGCACCACGCAGCCUCUGCCAACUCCCUCAACAGGGGGAACUACACUCCACGGAGCAACCCCAGCCCUACCCCGACGGAUGGCUCUGUUCCUGCCGAGGGCUCAGCCAGUGUCCAGGAGUCCGGCAGCACCCAGGACAACUGGCUGCUCAACAGCAACAUACCCCUGGAGACUAGGAGCCAGAAUACUCUAUUGUUUAUCAGAGAAGAGCAAGAGGCAUUCAGAAAGGGGCAGGGAUCGUUCAACGCAAGAAAUAUAGCAAAGCAGACAUUGAUAGAAACGUUGGCGGCCAGCGUUGUUGAGAUGGACAGUCUGGCGGUCGGCCGCCGUGGCGUCGAGCGCAGCGAUGGACAUUUCCUGUUCAAACCUGGGGGCGCCUCGCCCAUGUACUGCACCACCAGCCCCGGCUACCCGCUGACCUCCAGCACGGUGUACUCCCCCCCGCCCCGCCCGCUGCCCCGCAGCACCUUCUCGCGGCCCACCUUCAGCCUGAAAAAGCCUUAUCAGUACUGCACCUGGAAGUGUGCUGCUUUGGGCGCCAUCCUCAUCUCCGCCAUGCUGGUGUUCCUGCUGGCCUACUUCAUCGCCAUGCACCUGUUCGGGCUGAACUGGCACCUGCAGCCUGUGCAAAGGCAGGUAUUCCAGCUGGUGGAAGACGGCACAAGGGGCGCUUCUGCACCCACGGACCUGGGCCUGCCGCCUCUGGGGAACACCGCCCUGGAGCUGCCAGACCGGGGAGACAGAGAGGAGGAUGACAGCUUCAUUGACUCGGGCGAGAUCGACGUGGGCCGCAGGAUCACGCACAGCAUCCCUCCCGGCGUCUUCUGGAGGUGCCAGAUCUUCGUGGACCAUCCCAUGUACCUUAAGUUCAACGUGUCUCUGAGCAAAAACGCCCUGGUGGGGAUCUACGGGCGGAGGGGUGUGGCCCCCUCCCACACACAGUUUGACUUUGUGGAGCUGCUGGACGGCCGCCGUCUCCUCGGGCAGGAGGCGCGCGCCCUGGAGGCCCCCCACACACAGCCUGCCAGCCUGACCCCCUGGGGGAGCCACGACACGGGAUUCAUCCAGUACAUGGACUCAGGCAUCUGGCACCUGGCCGUCUACAACGAUGGCAAGGAGGCCGAGCAGGUCUCCUUCAUCGCUACGCCUGUAGACUCUAUAGACGACUGUCCCAAUAACUGCUUCGGUAACGGGGACUGCGUGUCUGGGACCUGCCAUUGUUUCUCCGGCUUCCGGGGCCCCGAUUGCGGCCGAGCCUCCUGCCCGGUGCUCUGCAGUGGUAACGGACAGUACCUGAAAGGCCGCUGCGUGUGUCACAGCGGCUGGAAGUCGGCCGAGUGCGACGUGCCCACCAGUCAGUGCAUCGACCUCUCCUGCAGUCACCAUGGCACCUGCAUCGCCGGAACCUGCAUCUGUAACCCUGGUUACAAGGGCGAGAACUGCGAGCAAGUGGAUUGCCUGGACCCGACAUGCUCCGGGAGGGGGGUGUGCGUCAGGGGGCAGUGUCACUGCCUGGCGGGCUGGGGGGGCCCCGGCUGUGAGAGCGCCCGCACCUCCUGCUUGGACCAGUGCUCGGGACACGGCACGUUCCUGCCAGAUACAGGCACCUGCAGCUGCCACCCGCACUGGACCGGCCAGGACUGCUCUACCGAGAUCUGUGCAGCAGACUGCGGCGGUCAUGGCGUCUGCGUGUCGGGGGCCUGCCGCUGCGAUGACGGCUGGGCGGGUGCCUCCUGCGACCAGAGGGCAUGCCACCCCCGCUGCGACGAGCACGGCACCUGCAAGGAGGGCCGCUGCGAGUGCAGCCCCGGCUGGAACGGCGAGCACUGCACCAUCGCUCACUAUCUGGAUAAGGUAGUGAAAGAGGGCUGUCCCGGCUUGUGUAACGGCAAUGGCAGGUGCACUCUGGGUAACAGCGGCUGGUACUGUGUCUGCCAGCUGGGAUGGAGGGGAACCGGCUGUGACAUGUCCAUGGAGACGGCCUGUAGCGACGGCAAGGAUAACGAUGGAGAUGGCCUGGCGGACUGCAUGGAUCCGGACUGCUGCCUCCAGACAUCCUGCCACAGCACUUCCCUGUGUGUGGGCUCCCCCGACCCGCUGGACAUCAUCCAGGAGAUUCAGGUCCACACCGCCCAGAGCCGCCUGCGUUCCUUCUACGACCGGGUCCAGUUCUUGGUGGGCAGGGACAGCACGCACGUCAUCCCUGGGGCGAACCCCUUCAAGGGCAGCCAUGUCUGCGUGAUCCGAGGGCAGGUGCUGACCAGCGACGGCACGCCCCUGGUGGGUGUAAACAUCAGCUUUGUUGGGUACCCAGCUUUCGGAUACACUGUCACCAGGCAGGAUGGCAGCUUUGACUUGGUGACCAACGGCGGCAUCGCCCUCACGCUGCGGUUUGAACGUGCCCCCUUCAUCACACUGGAGCACACACUGUGGUUGCCAUGGGGACGCUUUUUCGUCAUGGACACCGUGGUAAUGAGGCACGAGGAGAAUGACAUCCCCAGCUGCGACGUGAGCGGCUUCACGCGGCCCAGCCCCGUGGUGUCGCCUGCGCCACUCACUGCCUUCGCCGGCUCCUGCUCCGAGAGGGGCCCCACGGCCCCCGAGAUCCAGGCCAUCCAGGAAGAGAUCCGUAUCCCUGGCACAGACGUGAAGCUGAACUACCUCAGCAGCCGCACGUCAGGGUAUAAGUCGGUCCUGCGCAUCACGCUGAGUCACGCCAUCAUCCCCUUCAACCUGAUGAAAGUGCACCUCACUGUGGCCGUAGAGGGCAGGCUGCUCCGCAAGUGGUUCCCCGCCUCGCCCGACCUCACCUACAGCUUCGUGUGGGAUAAGGCCGACGUCUACAACCAGAAGGUGUACGGCUUGAGCGAAGCUUUUGUGUCGGUAGGUUAUGAGUACGAGUCGUGCCCCGACCUGAUCCUGUGGGAGAAGCGGACCGCCGUCUUGCAAGGCUAUGAGAGCGAUGCUUCUAACCUCGGCGGCUGGGCGCUGGACAAACAUCAAGCCCUCAACAUCCAGAGUGGCGUCCUGCACAAGGGCAACGGUGAGAACGUCUUCAUCUCCCAGCAGCCCCCGGUCAUCGGCAGCAUCAUGGGCAACGGCCGUCGCCGCAGCAUUUCCUGCCCCAGCUGCAACGGCCUUGCCGACGGCAACAAACUACUAGCCCCGGUUGCCCUGGCCUUUGGUUCUGAUGGCAGCCUCUACGUGGGCGACUAUAACUAUGUGCGUCGCAUCUUCCCCACGGGGAACGUCAGCAGCGUGCUGGAGCUAAGAAAUAAAGAAUACAGGCAUAGCAACACUCCUGCACACAAGUAUUACCUGGCCACCUGCCCCAUGUUGGGCACUCUGUACCUCUCGGACACAAACAGUAGAAAGGUCUUCAAGAUCAAGUCCUUGACUGCAGCGAAGGAUGUGGCUAAAAACCUGGAGCUGGUUGCAGGAACUGGGGACCAGUGUCUCCCCUUCGAUGAGACACGCUGUGGGGAUGGGGGCAAGGCCGUGGAGGCCACACUCACCAACCCGAGAGGCAUCUCCGUAGACAAGUUCGGCUUGGUCUACUUCGUGGAUGGCACCAUGAUCCGCCGGAUUGACCAGAACGGGAUCAUCUCCACGUUCCUGGGUUCCAACGACCUGACCUCGGCCAGGCCCCUUAGCUGUGACUCUGUGAUGGACAUCUCCCAGGUUCGCCUGGAAUGGCCCACCGACCUGGCCGUCAGCCCUAUGGAAAAUUCGCUCUACGUCCUCGAUAAUAACGUGGUCCUCCAGAUAGCCGAGAAUCAUCAGGUGCGCAUCGUAGCUGGCCGCCCCAUGCACUGCCAGGUCCCAGGCAUCGACCACUUCCUGCUCAGCAAGGUAGCCAUCCACGCCACCCUGGAGUCCGCCACCGCGCUGGCCGUGUCCCACAGCGGCGUCCUCUACAUCGCCGAAUCGGACGAGAAGAAGAUCAACCGCGUGCGACAGGUGUCCACAAGCGGCGAGAUCUCAUUGGUCGCCGGGGCACCCAGCGGCUGCGACUGCAAGAACGACGCCAACUGCGACUGCUAUUCAGGCAGUGAGGCCUAUGCCAAGGAUGCCAAGCUCAACGUGCCCUCCUCGCUGGCCGUAUCCCCUGACGGGCAGCUCUUCAUCGCCGACCUGGCCAACGUGCGGAUCCGCUACGUCCGCAUCAACAAGCCCUACCUGAGCCCCUUGAACCUGUACGAAGUCGCCUCUCCCAUCGACGACGAGCUCUACCUGUUCGACGCCAACGGCAGCCACAUCUACACGCAGAGUCUGACCACGGGAGACUACCUGUACAACAUCACCUACACCGGAGAGGGUCAGAUCAGCAGCAUCACUGACAAGAACAAGAAUGUCGUGAACAUCCGGAGAGACUCGGCAGGAAUGCCGCUCUGGAUACAGGCCUCCAACAGCCAGACCUUCUGGGUGACCCUCGGGACUAACAGUGCCCUCAAAAGCAUAGCAGCCCAAGGCCAGGAGUUGGCUUCCAUGACGUACCACGGAAGCUCGGGGCUGCUGGCCACAAAGACAGAUGAAAACGGAUGGACCACCUUCUACGAGUAUGACAGCUAUGGUCGGCUCACCAACAUCACCUACCCCACCGGGCAGGUCAGCAGCUUCCACACCCACCUGGACAACUCGGUCAGGGUGCAGACCGAGGGCUCCAGCAAGGAGGACAUCGUCAUCACCACCAACCUGUCUGCUUCCGGCACUUUCUACACCUUGACCCAGGACCAGGUACGGAACAGCUAUUCUGUGGGUCUGGAUGGCUCGCUGCAGCUGGUGUUGGCCAAUGGCAUGGAGGUGACCCUGCACACGGAGCCCCACCUGCUGGCGGGAACCGUCAUCCCUACCGUCAGCCGCAGGAACGUCACCCUGCCCAUCGACAACGGCCUCAACCUGGUGGAGUGGCGGCAGCGCAAGGAGCAGUCGCACGGUCAGGUGACCGUGUAUGGGCGGAGACUGCGGGUGCAUAACAGGAACCUGCUCUCGUUGGACUUUGACCGCAUCACCAGGACGGAGAAGGUGUAUGACGACCACAGGAAGUUCAUGCUGCGCAUCCACUACGACCAGGCGGGCCGGCCGACUCUCUGGGCCCCCAGCAGCCGCCUCAAUGGUGUCAACGUCACCUACUCCCCUGGGGGGCAGGUGGCGGGGAUCCAGCGGGGCACCAUGUCUGUGCGCAUGGAGUACGACCGCAACGGACGCAUCGUGUCGCAGACAUUUGCCGAUGGAAAGUCCUGGAGCUACACUUACCUGGAGAAGUCCAUGGUUCUCCUGCUCUACAGCCAGAGACAGUACAUCUUUGAGUUUGAUAAGAAUGACCGACUCUCUUCUGUGACCAUGCCCAACGUUGCCCGCCAGACUCUGGAGACCACCCGCUCCAUCGGUUACUAUAGAAACACCUACCGAGCCCCCGAAGGUAACAGCUCAGUGCUGCAGGACUUCAGCGAGGAUGGGGAGUUGCUGCAGACCACUUACCUGGCUACUGGGAGGCGCAUCAUCUACAAGUACGGCAAGCUGUCCAAGCUGCUCGAAGUUCUCUAUGACACGUCGCGCGUGGCCUUCACGUACGAUGAGGCCUCGGGCAUGCUGAAGACCGUCAACUUGCAGAGUGAAGGCUUUACCUGCACCAUACGCUACAGGCAGAUGGGCCCACUUAUCGACCGGCAGAUCUUCCGCUUCAGCGAGGAAGGCAUGGUCAAUGCUCGCUUCGACUACAACUACGACAACAGCUUCCGGGUAACGAGCAUGCAGGCCGUCAUCAACGAGACACCGCUGCCCAUCGACCUGUACCGUUAUGACGACGUGUCCGGCAAGACCGAGCAGUUCGGCAAGUUCGGGGUCAUCUACUAUGACAUCAACCAGAUCAUUACCACGGCCGUCAUGACACACACCAAGCACUUCGACGCCUACGGGCGUGUGAAGGAGGUGCAGUAUGAAAUCUUUCGCUCACUCAUGUUCUGGAUGAUGGUGCAGUACGAUAACAUGGGCCGGGUGGUUGGCAAGGAACUCAAGGUGGGACCAUAUGCCAACACCACCCGCUACACCUACGAGUACGACGCCGACGGCCAACUACAGGUGGUGUCCAUCAACGACAAACCCCUCUGGAGAUACAGCUAUGACUUAAAUGGGAACCUGCACCUGCUUAGCCCUGGCAACAGCGCUCGGCUCAUCCCGCUCCGCUACGACCUGAGGGACCGCAUAACCAGGCUGGGGGACAUCCAGUACAGAAUGGAUGAAGAUGGCUUCCUCCGGCAAAGGGGAAGCGAGUACUUCGAGUACAACUCUGCCGGACUGCUGGUGAAGGUUUACAGCAAUGUGAACAGCUGGAGCAUCCGGUAUCGCUACGAUGGCCUUGCCCGCAGGGUGUCCAGCAAGAGCAGCAAUGGGCAGCACCUGCAGUUCUUCUACGCCGACCUCUCCAGCCCCACCAGGGUCACACACAUGUACAACCACUCCAGCUCGGAGAUCACCUCCCUCUACUAUGACCUGCAAGGGCACCUCUUUGCUAUGGAGCUGAGCAGCGGCGACGAGUUCUACGUGGCGUGUGACAACAUCGGCACGCCGCUGGCCGUCUUCAGCGGCACAGGCCAGAUGAUCAAGCAGAUCCUGCAUACGGCCUACGGCGAGGUCUACAUGGACUCCAACCCCAGCCUGCAGCUCAUCGUCGGCUACCAGGGAGGUCUCUACGACCCCCUCACCAAGCUGGUCCACCUGGGCCGCAGGGAUUACGACGUGCUGGCCGGCCGCUGGACCACGCCGGACCACGACGUGUGGAGGCGUCUCAACAGCGAGAACAUCGCCCCUUUCAACCUGUACAUGUUCAAGAACAACAACCCCAUCAGCAACAGCCAUGAGAUCAGGUGCUACAUGACAGAUGUCAACAGCUGGCUGCUGACCUUUGGCUUCCAGCUGUACAACGUCAUUCCUGGAUACGCGAAGCCCAACACGGAGACCAUGGAGCCCUCGUAUGAGCUCGUCCGGACACAAAUAAAAACCCAGGAGUGGGACAGCACUCGGUCGGUGCUGGGCGUGCAGUGCGAGGUUCAGAGGCAGCUGAAGGACUUCGUCAAGUUGGAGCAAUUCGGAGCAGUCUACGGUAUGAGCAGCGCUGGCUGCCCCGCCCCCCAGGGGUCGGUCUUCUUCGCCUCAACGGCUUCCAUAUUCGGCAAGGGCGUGAAGUUCGCCAUCCGUGACGGCCAGGUGGCCACUGACAUUAUCAGCGUGGCCAGCGAGGAUGGCCGUAGACUGGCAACCAUCCUGAACAAAGCCCUGUACCUGCGAGAGCUGCACUUCACCAUCGACGGCGUCGACACGCACUACUUCAUCAAGCCGGGCUCCGUGGAGGCGGACCUGGCCCUGCUGGGCAUGACGUCCGGACGGCGCACGCUGGAGACGGGCGUCAACGCCACCGUGUCGCAGGUCAAUGCCGUGGUGGGCGGCCGGACUCGACGAACCACCGACAUCCAGCUGCAGCACGGCGCGCUCUGCCUUAACGUGCGCUACGGCAGCAGCCUGGAAGAGGAGAGGGCCCGUGUGCUGGAGCUGGCCCGCCAGAGGGCCGUGGCCCAGGCCUGGGCCCAGGAGCGCCAGCGGCUGCAGGAUGGCGAGGACAGUUCUCGCCCUUGGGCUGAUGCAGAGCGGCAGCAGCUGCUCAGUUCCGGCCGGGUGCCGGGAUACGACGGCUACCACGUGGUGUCAGUGGAGCAGUACCCAGAGCUGGCAGAUAGCAUCAGUAACAUCCACUUCCUGAGACAGAGCGAGAUGGGCCGCAGGUGACAUGACCGCCCCCCAUAGGCCGAGCGUUUGGGACUACUUGCCAAAGACAGCUGCACACGUUCCAUUCCCGUUCACGGCCCGGUUCCUUUGACUGUGGUCGAAGUUCGUGCAUUUUGAAGGCUACACGGGCGAUUCCGCCCUAUCUUGAUCCCCCCAGGCUAAGAUUCCUUUCUCUCUUUGUCCUCCUUGGGGGGGGGAUCACCAUUGUUGAAGGAAUGUGGCGCCACCUGGAGGUGACCUGUGACUCGCUAUUCGCUUCCCCGUACCCAGCCAAAUCCCUUCUAAACCUCUGCUUUUUUAUUGACGGUGUGACCAGCCGGAGCCUUAGUCUGCACCAAUCAGACAUGGCCCCACCCCUUCCCCCCCCACCAAUCAGACAUGGCCCCACCCCUUCCCCCCCAACGUCAUCCAAAGCUUUGCUAUGUCGCAAUUCCACAUGAUCUUUCAAAAAAAAAAAAACAAAAAGACAGAUGAUCUGAACUGUGGCCUCUCUGCUCGCCAGCAGUGCGGAGAGGUUGACCAUUAACCAAUUUAGAUGGCUGUCUUUGACCGGCUGUCUUUGACUGGCUGUCUUUGACCGGCUGUCUUUGACCGGCUGUCUUUAGGUUGCCAUGUGAUUGGGAGAGACCUCAACCUCCAGUCCUGUAUCAUUCUAAACAAAAGCAUCCUGUUUUUCUUCUGAAUUAAAUGCAGUGUCGGAUUUGCAAGGAAAGACUGUAUCUUAGACGAGAGACAGUCAGAAGAGAUUCCCGUGUUUCUCAAACUCCCUCAGUCAGUAGAGAGGUUGCGAUGAUUCCAGCAAGUCCUGUCAGUUUCGUGGGACAUGCAAUUCUGUGCGAUACAUCAGAAGGUAUUUUCCCUGAAUGUUUUUUUAAUUUCGUUAUUGAGUUUUUUAUAUAUAUACACAUAUAUAUAAAGAUACAGUAUAACAAAUGUGACUUCAGAAAUGUGAACUCUCGUCUCUUUUAUUGCUAUCUGUUGUACUUGAACAAUUAAAAGGGUGUUUACACACUUAAAGUAUGAA